Chenopodium quinoa (quinoa) is the source of this 1940-nucleotide messenger RNA. RefSeq lists its product as uncharacterized. The record is from RefSeq and is a predicted model, not a curated record. The coding region runs from base 395 to 1903 and encodes 502 amino acids. NCBI's taxonomy places the organism in Eukaryota, Viridiplantae, Streptophyta, Magnoliopsida, Caryophyllales, Amaranthaceae. The transcript has 3 exons.
ACCGGUGUUCAUUAAUUUAAUGAAUGGCGGAAUUUUUGGACAAGCAUCAACUGCCAAUUUAGUGGGUUUGGCACGUGCUUCCUAAUGAUUGCCAAAAUAAAGAAAGAAAUAGAACUUUUCUCUCUUCAUUCAUUCACUAUAGCUUUCUCUCUCUUCGUUUUUCUCUCUCUAAAAAGCAAGUAACUGGCGAUUUCGAGCGUUUUCUCUGUCCUCCAUUGUUGAUUUUCGAGCUUUUUCUUUCUUCUUUUUCACUGGUGAAGUUGUUAUUUGCUUAAUUCAGGUUCGUUUACUUAUUUUUUUUGAGAUUUUUGUUAGUUUAAAUUGUUUUGAUUCUUCGAUUUUUAGGUUUUUUUAUUUUGAUUUUGUUUUCGAUUUUCGUAGUGUUGAUUCCGCAAUGGUGAAGAAGAAGAUUACAAAGAAGGCUGUAGAUGCUGAAGAAGGUGGUUCAAUAGGUGGUUAUCGUUAUAAAAAGCCUACAAAAGGAAAAGGAAAGCCUAAAGAGCCUGCUAAGCCUAAACCAGUACCAAAAAAGGCUCAGAUAGCUCCUGAGAAGAGCAAAGCGGUAUCUAAAAAGGCUGGGAAAAUUCCUGAGAGUGACAAACCAGAGUCUGAGAAGGCUAAAAUAGUUCCUAAGAAGACCAAAAUUGUACCUAAGAAAGCUAAUACAGUGGAAGAUUCUGAUUAUGAAAUGCUUUCUGAAUCUGAUUCUGAAUCUUUUAUGGAGCAAAGAAGAAUCAUUGCAAGAUGUAGACCCUAUUCAUUGGAAAUAUUGCUGCAGAACUUUAGUCCUGAGCAAAAACAGGUUGUUGAAGAAAUUGGUUUUGGAGGUUUAUUACAUCUUAAAUUGAAAACUCUUAAUCGUCAAAUGCUACCUUGGCUUGUUGAAAACUUCAAUGCUGGUAGCUGCAUGUUUACCAUCGCUACUGGUAAAGAAUUUGUUGUUACUAGAAAUGAUAUAUGCGAUGUGUUUUGCUUGCCUUUGAGUGAUAUUUGUGUUCCUGAACUUAAUAAAAAUUCUGAAGAUGAAAGUGUAGAUAAACGUAUCAUUCAGGCAUGGAGAUCUGUUUAUGGUCUUUCUGGUAAGCAACCUCUUCAUUUGUCAAAAUUGGAGUCUAGGAUGGUUGAUUUGGUUGAUGGAGGGGAAGAAUUUAAGAGGUGUUUUGUUCUUCAAGCUAUGUCUAGCUUUUUAGCUCCUACUACUAAUAGGACUGUUUCAUUGAAGUUGCUGAAAGCUGUUGAAAAAGUUGAUGAAAUUAAAACUUUUGAUUGGUGUUCAUAUGUUUUAAAAAAGUUAAAGAAGGUUGUUCAGAAGUAUAAGGAUGAUGAAAAUGCUCAAAAUGUUAGUGGUUGUUUGCUGGCUUUGCAAAUUAUGUAUUUUCAUCGUCUAAAUUUUCAAGGUGAAAAGGAAAGUAGUACUCUUCCUUUAAUUCAACAUUGGACGGAUGUAAAGAUUAAGAAGCGAAUUAAGUUAGAGAUCAAAGCUGGUGGUUAUGGGCAGGGACCAUUGGAUACUAUUACAUAUCCUGUGUCACAGCUUAAUUUUAGGGGAACUGUUUUUAUGCCAGCUCCUACUUUGGGUUAUGAUAAGGGUCCUUCUACAAGUGGUACGACUGGUCGCAUUAUUGCAUUUGAGCUUCCAGAAGGUAUUAUGACCGAUGAAGAAAUUAAAAAAAUUUCAACUGAUGUAAGUGUUCUGUUUUCUUAUAUGUUUAGUUAUUAUUGCUUUUUGUUUACAAAAGUUAUCCUUUUUGUGUACAAAAGUUACCCUUUUUGUGUACAAAAGUUACCCUUUUUUGUGUACAAAAGUUACCGUUUUGUGUACAAUAAUUACCCUUUUGUGUACAAAAGUUACCCUUUUUGUGUACCAAAGUUACCCUUUAUUUGCACCGAAGUUACCCUUUAGUUGCAUUAAAGUUAUCUUCAAUAUUAAGUUAAAAGGG